Messenger RNA from Didymodactylos carnosus, 2583 nucleotides. NCBI's taxonomy places the organism in Eukaryota, Metazoa, Rotifera, Eurotatoria, Philodinida, Philodinidae. The record is from the annotation of a GenBank genome assembly.
AUGCUAAGAUCAUUCCGUCGAAGACGCGCAAAACCUCACCCAUCUAAAACUAAUGGUGUUAUCACCACUGAUAGUGGUAUUUCUGAUCCAACUGAUGAUGAUCAUCCUUAUACACACAAAUCACAUUUACUUCAAAAGACUAAUCAUAAUCGUCAUACAAAAUAUUCUAUACAUCGACAAGAAAAUACAUCACAAUUGGAUUCUCCGCCAGCAAUACCUCCUAGAAAACCGAUAGGAGAAAAUAAAAAUUCAAAUAGUGUACAUUCAACAUCAAACAAUGUAUUAACACGACAUCAAAAUUCAAGUCUACAAAAUGAUAAUGAAACAUCAUUAAAAAUAGCAAAUAAAGAAAUCAGUACAAGUUUAGUAAAUUUAUUAGGCAACGCCACAGAAUCUGUUAACAAUGGUACAAAUGGAGAUACGAAGACUUUACCAGUUUUACCCAUUAUCAAUGACGAAACUAAAACAUUGAAUAUGCGAAACGAAAUUAUUUUAUGUAGAAAAACAAAACAAAAAAACAUGCGUCGUCAUCAACGUGCAUAUACAACCAAUUUGUUUGUAACAGUUGAAAAUGCCGAUGAUUAUACAUCAGCUAUAACACAUGAUUCUCCAUCACUAUUUAAUCAGUCUCGUAUGAAAUUUAAUUUAAAUGAUCAACAUAUAUCGUAUCUCGACUUUUAUAAUAUUGUUCAACCGAAUAAUGAACAUUUUAGAAUCUCAACAUCGCCCAGUAAUGUUGAUAAAUUUCGACAAAUUAUGAGUGAUGAUAUCAGUCAACAAGGAACAGUAUUGUCAUCUGCAAAAUCAAUUGACUCCUAUUGGAUCGAAGAUGUUAAUAGUUCAUUAAAAAAUUCCUAUCCACCCUAUAAUUUAGAAAUUGACGAAAAACCAUUUACAUAUCGAAACUAUUUCUCAAAAACUGAACAUUCCAAUUGGUAUGGAAACAGUGAAUCAAGAGGACCAGUAAUUGUAUCAUACAAAACACAGCCAGAAAAAAAAUUUAUAGUCAGAACAAAACAGCAGACUUACAUUCAAACUAUUUCCGAUAGUAGUGAAGGAUUUAAAAUAUUGAAUAAAAUUUGUGAAAACUGUGAUAUAAAUGAUGUCGAUAAGUUUGAUCCAAUAUUAUGUGAUGGCGCUCAGGAAUUACUUGCCAAAUAUGAUGAACAUCAAGUAUCAAGUCAACAUAAAUUUGGCGUUAUUUUUCAACAAGAAGAUCAAUUUACAGAAGAAGAUAUUUUCAGUAAUGAAACUCAUAAUGAUCUAAUGGAAGAAUUUUUGAAUAUACUAGGAAAUCGUAUAAAAUUAAAAGAUUUUCAUGGUUAUCGUGGUGGAUUAGAUAUUAAAACAGAUCAAACUGGUACAGAAUCUGUCUACGAAAUAUAUAAUAAUCACGAAUUAAUGUUUCAUAUUAGUACACUAUUACCAUACUCAAAAUUUGAUCGACAACAAUUAGAACGAAAACGUCAUAUUGGAAAUGAUCUUGUAGCCAUUGUAUUUCAAGAAAAUGAAACACCAUUUGAACCAGACUAUAUUACAUCUCAAUUUUUACAUGUUUACAUUAUUAUUACUCCAAUUGAUAAUAACAAAUAUAAAUUGAUGGUGAAAGGCCGUGAUGGAGUACCACUUUUCGGACCAUUACUUCCAAAUCCACCAAUAUUUGAACGUGAUAACAUUUUUAAACAAUGGUUAUUAACCAAACUUAUUAAUGCCGAAUUAGCUUGUUACAAAACAAGUAGUUUUCAGAAACUACAAGAACGAACAAGAGCAAAUUUAUUAGAAAAUUUGUAUCGAACAUUACAUGAUAUGAAUCAAUUGUAUAUGGAAUAUUUAUUAAACAAUAGUCAAUAUAAAUUUGAACAAGAACAACAACAAGAACAAGAACAACAGCAACCACAAAUGAAUUUAUUAUCUCCACAGAAACCUGCGGAUACACGUGAAAAUAGUUUAUUAGGAAGUGUACGACGAAGAUUAUAUCCAAAAAUUCGUGUUCAAACAUCAUCACCUAAUCCAAAACAAACAACAAUAACAUCGACAAUGAAUGGAAAUAUUGAUUCGGCACGAUCUAAAACAAGAAGCAUGACUAUGGAUUUAAAACGAAGUGUAUCGAGAGAAUCAAUAACGGCAAAUAAUACAAAUACUAGUACACCAACGAGAAAUGUCUCGUCCAAAAGUAAUAGUCCACGAGAAAAAACAACUCCAAAUACACCAACAUCACGAUUUUUAUUACCAGACAAUGAUCCGGUAUCCUCCAGUAGAUUAUUUCCAUCCUGUCCCACGUCUCCACACGAAAAUAAUAGUAAUCAUACUACUUUAUACGAUAAUGAACAAUCAUUGAAUAAUAGUCCUACAUCUUAUUCGCCAUCAUUCAAAUUUAAAACAAACGGAAAUAAAUCAAUGUCAUACGAAAAUGGUAAUAGUGGUCAUAGUGAAUUUUUACAUUAUUUACCAACUAAAACGAGUAAAUUUUCUAUCGAUGAUUUACAAUCACAAUCAAAAGAAGAAUUAAUCAAAGCUUUAAUAGAUAUGCAACUGUCUCAUACUACACAUGUAGCCGAAAUUGAUCAGGUUUGUAGAACAUAG